Molecule: messenger RNA, 2193 nt
Organism: Ectocarpus sp. CCAP 1310/34
Lineage: Eukaryota; Phaeophyceae; Ectocarpales; Ectocarpaceae
Source: the annotation of a GenBank genome assembly
AUCAUCAUUAGGUAGAGGGUCAACACUCAUCACGGCGGCCGAAGAACCUUGGCUCCACGAAGAGGUCACCAUCGAACGCAACGCCGAAGAAGCUACAGCACGCGAAACAGCAGACGAACUCCUAGCAUUCGUGGAAAAUACCGAAAAGAAAUCAUCUCCAUGUACCGCCGGCGUGUGCGCGAACGCACGCUUGUCAAACACAUCCCACAUAUCAUCCAGACACGAAGCAUGUCGCCCAAAAGGGGCUUCUAUGGAGAGCUGCUCAUCCUUGUACACCUGCCCAGACACUACCGGAAACUGCUUCAACAUGGAGUCUCGAACAGCUAUCUGCACUUGCGCAUCCGAAGGCUUGAACGCGUGGUGGGAAACUAUGACGGUCAUGGCCAGAGCCUUAUAGCGACGAACGUAUUCUCCGUAGGUCUCGCCGUUGGAUACGCCAAAACUACGAAGAUCAUCAAUCCCCGAGCUCUUGUCUUGAGUGUCCCAGGCGGCCGCCAAUUUCUGGAUGAAGAAGGCGUACGUCGAGGGCCCUGCCGGUUCCUUGCGCAGAUGGUUUUCUACCUGUAGGAAGGUGGCAUCAAGAAAUUCCAGNAAGAAAUUCCAGCGUGGCACGGUUGGUGGUUUGGCCUUCAACGACAGCAGCACGGACACGUUUGCGCAACAACGGAAGCCAUCCGGUGACCCAGGUGGAGGGAUUGAAAGACUUCUUGCGCUUGACGUCGCUUUUGAUCUCUGUGACCACACCCUUGCAGCUAGACACGAAGCAAGCAAAUUCAUCAGGAUCAAGACCGAGGGGCAAGCGCGUGACACUAUCAAGUUGUUCCGGCUUCAGCUUGUCCAUCUUGCCUUGAAUGCGGAUGGUGUCGGCUUCCGCUGCAGCGGCGUCCGUAGCGUGCAGCGCCUCCUGCCUCGCUCUCGCUCCCGUGGAAGACAAAGGCAAACCAGCAUCGUCCUGUGGCAACGGUGAUUCCGCUUGACUCGGUGGCUCGACGAUGAGGCCGGUUGCAGAGUCAGGAUCAAUCAGAACAGACGCACGCUGGAGGGGGGGGGGGCGAUACCACCAAAGGCUGCUGCAACAGGGCUGGGGCUGUCGACGCUGACGGUACCACCGCACGCUCGACCGGUACUGUCGCCGACCCCGUGGCUGAUGACGAUGAUCCUCGCGUAGUCCUGACAGCGGUUUCCGCACAAACAUCGCGUCCCACAGGAUCUCCCGAAAAGCUCGAAGCGUGGUCUUGCAUCGGUGUCGGACGCGUUGGUGGGGAAGAAGAUGGGGCAGGUGGUGGCACGCGAGCGUGGGGGGGCACAGGAGGUUGUACAUUCGCGUCGGCAGCAGCAUCCACUACUUGAUUUGCUCGCAGGAGAGUGAGUAUUUGUUCCAACAGCAUUUCAGUACGGGAAGCCGAAGUCGAGGCGUGUGAUGCAGCAUGGCGUGGUGACUCAACAGGUCGUCCAAAGGCAAGGAAGAUGUGGGAUGAUCAAUGACGGCAUGGGCAGGGGCAUGGCUUUUCACAGCGGCUGAACGCUCACGAAGUUGCAUGUUGGCAAGUUUGAAAGCCUAAGAGGAAUUGGUCGGUUGACCUACAUCAGCGGGAGGGCGUAGAACAAGCAGUGAAGAACAGAGAGAACCGUCUUCUGAAGCAUCCUUGUUUUCCCCCAACAACCCAGAGCUGCGAAAAUCACCUCGAUCAUACAUCACUUGCCUGUUACCGUGGCCUGACCUCCGUCUUCCUUUUCCGCCGCGACUGCCGUCAGUGCUGGUCGCCCUGCUAUUGCCCCCGCUCUGGUUCUGGCUCCGGCUGCGGCUACGCCUAGACGGAGGCGUGUUUCUCCCACGACGGUCUCCGCUCCGGCUGCGCCCACGCCUAGACGAAGGAUUGGUGCGCUGUUGACGUUCUGCGCUCCGACUCCUGCUCCGGCGAUGGUGGCUCGCCGGCGAAGACCUGGUAGGCUGGUUCCCACGGCUCGCCCUCGCCUGAUAUCUCCGACGCCGCGCCUUCGCGAAGACUGGGUGGAGCGGUGGUGGUCGUCCGUCCCGCUCUUGGCCGUCGAAUCCCGGUCGCCCCAACGGUUCUUCCAGCUCUUGGACACCGGAGCCGCCGACCUACUGAAGUCCUUGUCCUCUCCAGAACUAUGCGCAGGGCGUGAAGAGGCCUGCCGGGGGGCUUGUAGAUCGUGCUUGAAGUCGUUGGU